Molecule: messenger RNA, 1707 nt
Organism: Anopheles marshallii
Lineage: Eukaryota; Metazoa; Arthropoda; Insecta; Diptera; Culicidae
Product: apyrase-like
Exons: 1
Coding region: 1-1707 (568 amino acids)
Biological process (GO): AMP catabolic process
Cellular component (GO): plasma membrane
Molecular function (GO): 5'-nucleotidase activity
Source: RefSeq, a predicted model, not a curated record
AUGUGGAUCGUUGGGCGGAUGACGCUACGCUUAGCGCUCUGCUUCGUAGUGGCCGUUGCGUCUGGUGUGUGCAGUGCCGUGGACGCUUCCGAGCAAGGUGUGUUGAUCAGCAAACCGUGGAAGGGUGAAAGAAACGAUGAUCUGCUGUAUCCACUUACGAUUAUCCAUCUGAACGACUUCCAUGCCCGGUUUGAGGAAACGAACACGGUGUCAACGCGCUGCAAGCCGGACGAAGGUGAACGUUGUAUUGGUGGUUACGCACGAGUGGUCGCCCGUAUCAAAUCGCUCCAGCAGGAGUACGCCGAUCGGAACCCAAUCUACCUGAAUGCGGGCGACAGCUUCCAGGGUACGAUCUGGUACACGUUGCUGCGCUGGAAUGUGACCGCACACUUUCUGAACCUCCUUCCCGCCGACGCCAUGACGCUCGGGAACCAUGAGUUUGAUCACGGUGUGGAAGGGCUGGUGCCAUUUCUGGAAGCCAUCAAGAGCCCCAUGCUGGUCGCCAACAUAGACGAUCGUGACGAACCGACGCUGCGGGGCAUGUACCAGAAAAGCGUUGUGCUUGACCGCGAUGGCCGUAAGGUUGGAAUCAUCGGCGUUAUACACCACGCAACGGACACGCUCAGCAUGACGGACCGGGUGCACUUUCUGGAUGAGGUGGAGUGUAUCAAUCGCGAGGCAUCGGCACUGAAGCAGCUCGGUGUGGAUAUCAUCGUAGUGCUGUCGCAUUGUGGCUUCACGAUCGAUCAGGACAUUGCACGGCAGUGUCCCGAGGUGGACGUGAUCGUUGGUGGACAUUCGCACACCCUGCUGCACACGGGGGAAGUGACGGAUUGGCCGGACAUGCCAGCAGGUAGCUAUCCGUUCGUUGUGGCGCAAGACUCCGGCCGGCAAGUGUUGAUCGUGCAGGCGGGUUCGUUCACCAAGUACGUCGGCCAUCUGCUGGUGUACUUCGACGAAAAUGGAGAAGCAGUACGCUGGGAAGGUAACACCGAAUAUCUGGACGAGCAAUUCCAGCCGGAUGAGCAAAUCGAACGUGAACUUCAGCCCUGGCGCUCCCAGGUCGAUACGCUCGCUGUUCGUCCGGUGGGCAGUUCCAAAGUGUUCCUUUCCAAGCCCGCCUGUCGGACAGGUGAGUGUAACUUUGGCAGCUUCGUGGCGGACGCGUUCGUCGACUAUUACGUUGGUCGGGGAGAUCUGGAGCACGAGUGGACAUACGCCGCGAUCGGUAUUACGAACGAUGGUGGGCUGCGUACGUCGCUCAAUCCCGGCACGCUAACGUACGAGGAUCUGGUGACGGCUAUCCCCUAUGAAAAUACGGUGGACACGUUCGAGUUGCGCGGCCAGCAUCUGCUCGAGGCGCUGGAGUAUAGUGCCAGCCGGUACAAUACCGCCGAUGUGCUGCAGUUCUCCGGCAUGCGUGUUACCUUCAACCUCACGCGGCCGAUCUUUCAGCGGGUGCAACAGGUCGAUGUACGAUGCCGUGUUUGCCGAAUUCCACGCUAUGAACCACUGGACACGGAGGCCACCUAUAGGGUCGCAAUAGCCGCGUGGAUCGGCAGCGGUGGCAAUGGGUACGAAAUGUUUGGUCAGCACCGCACCAACGUGCGUGUCGGUCCGCUAGACAUUGACGUUUUCGAGCGGUAUGUCGCCAAGAUGUCACCAAUCCUGCAGGGAACGGACGGGCGAAUGGUUUUCGUAACGUGA